Messenger RNA from Equus quagga, 2695 nucleotides. It is a transcript of the gene USP44, whose product is annotated as ubiquitin specific peptidase 44. The coding region runs from base 140 to 2278 and encodes 712 amino acids. The transcript is spliced from 6 exons. Gene Ontology annotation, molecular function: cysteine-type deubiquitinase activity; zinc ion binding. Gene Ontology annotation, biological process: protein deubiquitination. The record is from RefSeq and is a predicted model, not a curated record. Lineage: Eukaryota; Metazoa; Chordata; Mammalia; Perissodactyla; Equidae. Gene Ontology annotation, cellular component: cytoplasm.
CUGCCACCGAACCGGGGGGCGGGUGGGGGUCGCGGGCGAGCGCUAAGAUGGCCGCUCCGGCCGGGGCUGUUUUCAGAUGCUUCAAGUGUUGUGAACAGAGACUUGUUUGGAUUAUGUGUUUCUCAGCAAGACUAAAUAAAUGUUAACAAUGGAUAAGUGCAAACACAUUGGUCAGUUGCGGCUUGCUCAAGACCAUUCCAUCCUCAACCCUCAGAAAUGGCAUUGUGUGGACUGCAAUACAACUGAGUCGAUUUGGGCUUGCCUUAGCUGUUCCCAUGUUGCCUGUGGAAGAUAUAUUCAAGAACAUGCACUCAGGCACUUUCAAGAAAGCAGUCAUCCUGUUGCAUUGGAGGUGAAUGAGAUGUAUGUUUUUUGUUACUUUUGUGAUGAUUAUGUUCUUAAUGAUAACGCAACUGGAGACCUGAAGUUACUACGAAGUACGUUAAGUGCGCUCAAGAGUCAGAAUUAUCACUGCCCCACUGGGAGCGGAAGGGUCUUACGGUCUGCGGGUACACGCGAUGACUCUUAUUUCUUACAUGAUGGCGCCCAAUCUCUGCUUGAGAAUGAAGAUCAGAUGUCUACUGCUGUCUGGCACCGGAGAAGGAUACUAAUGGGUAAAAUCUUUCGAACUUGGUUUGAACUAUCACCCAUUGGAAGAAAAAGGCAAGAAGAACAAUUUCAGGAAAAAAUAGCAGCAAAAAGAGAAGUGAAGAAACGACGGGAAGAAUUAGAGUAUGAAGUUAAAGCAGAAUUGGAAAGUAUGCCUCCAAGAAAGAGUCUACGUUUGCAAGGUCUAGCCCAGUCCACCACACUAGGAAUAGUUCCUGUUCAAGUACCGCUACCAACCCCAGCCUCACCAGCAAAAGAUAAAGUAUUAUCUACCUCAGAAGAUGUAAGAUUAAGAAAAGCCAGUGACUUCUCAGUUAAACGAACACUAGUAGUAACUCCUGGUGUAACGGGAUUGAGAAAUUUGGGAAAUACUUGCUACAUGAAUUCUGUUCUUCAGGUGUUGAGUCAUUUACUUAUUUUUCGACAAUGUUUUUUAAAACUUGAUCUGAACCGAUGGCUGGCCGUGACAGCUAGUGAUAAGACAAGAUCAUCUUAUAAGCGUCUACCAGUCACCGAUACAGUAUAUCAAAUGAACGAAUACCAAGAAAAAGAUACAGGAUCUUUUCGCUCCAGACGUCCAAGUUUAUCAUUAGGACUAAGUGGUGGAGCAUCAAAGAGUAGAAAGAUGGAACUUAUUCAGCUGAGGGAGCCAAGUUCACAAUGCAUUUCUCUCUGUCAUGAAUUGCAUACUUUGUUCCAGGUCAUGUGGUCUGGAAAGUGGGCCUUGGUCUCACCAUUUGCCAUGCUACACUCAGUGUGGAGACUAAUUCCUGCUUUUCGUGGUUAUGCUCAACAAGAUGCUCAGGAAUUUCUUUGUGAACUUUUGGAUAAAAUACAACAUGAACUAGAGACUACUGGUACCAGUUUACCAGCUCUUAUCCCCACUUCUCAAAGGAAAGCUAUCAAACAGGUUCUGAAUGUUGUGAAUAACAUUUUUCAUGGACAACUUCUUAGUCAGGUUACAUGUCUGGCGUGUGACAACAAAUCAAAUACCAUAGAACCUUUCUGGGACUUGUCACUGGAAUUUCCAGAAAGAUACCAGUACAGUGGAAAAGAUACUGCUGCCCAGCCAUGUCUGGUGACUGAAAUGUUGGCCAAAUUCACAGAAACUGAAGCUUUAGAAGGAAAAAUCUACAUAUGUGACCAGUGUAACUCAAAGCGUAGAAGGUUUUCCUCAAAACCAGUUGUCCUCACAGAAGCCCAAAAGCAGCUUAUGAUUUGCCACCUGCCUCAGGUGCUCAGACUACAUCUCAAACGAUUCAGGUGGUCAGGACUUAACAACCGAGAGAAGAUUGGCGUUCAUGUUGGCUUUGAAGAAAUCUUAAACAUGGAGCCCUAUUGCUGCAGGGACUCCCUGAAAUCCCUCAGCCCAGAAUGCUUUAUCUAUGACUUAUCUGCUGUGGUAAUGCACCAUGGGAAAGGAUUCGGCUCAGGACACUACACUGCCUACUGCUACAACUCUGAAGGAGGGUUUUGGGUACACUGCAAUGAUUCCAAGCUAAGCAUGUGCACUAUGGACGAAGUCUGCAAGGCCCAGGCUUAUAUCUUGUUUUACACCCAGCGAGUCACUGAGAACGGGCGUCCUAAACUCCUGCCUCCAGAACUCCUGUCUGGUAGCCAGCAUCCCAGUGAAGAAGCUGAUCCCUCUUCUAAUGAAAUCUUUAGCUGAUCCAAAGACAGUGGGGCUUUCUUCAUUCCAUCUGUAUAUAUACUUUUUAAAAGGGCUGAUUUACAGUUUUGAACUUCAUUGUUUUUAUUUUUUACUUAUGAAUCAGUGCACACUGUUUUUAUACAUUUGUAUCUAACUACAACAAAACUUUUUAGAGACAGUUAGCAGAAAUACUUGUUUAUGUAUGACAGCCGGAAACCAAACCUUUUUCAAGUACUUGGGAGUACUUUUAGAGUUUACCUCAGUCUGGUGUUACCUCUUUUAUACUUUAGUGUCUUAAUUGGCUCAGAUCAUGAAUUUGUGCAAUCUUCUACUGAAGAAGUUCAGGUGGCAUCAUUUUAUACAUUUCUUAUCUUUUGUAGCUAUUUUCUAUACAAAUUCUUAUUAGAUAGAAAAUUAGACACUUUCUUCACUAAU